CAGAAAGCUUAACAGUGAGCAGCGAGAGCUAUUUUUCAUUUAUGUCGAUAUGCUGUUUUGGAGUUGUGAUUAAAGCUGACUCACAGACCAGCACCUUUUCUUCAAAAGAGCUUCAAGAGAACCUCUAUCAUCACAAUAUACUCAUAAUGAUCAACAUGAACCUGAUCCGUUCGUCUGAGGUUUUGGUGAAGAACUCAAUCGCAGCAGUUAUUUCACCUCUGAAAGAUGGCCUCUGGUCCAUCAACAAGUUCUAUGAGGCCCUCAUUGAUGGAGAUGUAGAUCCCAUUAGUGGACAGUGUGCCAACUACAAACACAGCAGAAAGCAGAUUGUGCGGGCCAAGAAGAACCUAGAGCGGUCAGAACAGGCAGCUGGUACAGGGCUGAGAAGUCUGGAUGUAAACAUUGAGAUCAUGACACGAGACAUGGGAAAGCUUGAGCAAGAGAUGAGAGGAACAAAACUAAAGUUAGACAACUUGAGAACAGAGCAGACAUCUAAUGAAGAUUUACUGAAGCAGUCUGAAAGUUCCUUGGAGCAGAGUAGAAGAAAUGUGAAUUCAGCAAGAGACACACUUCGGAAACAAGAAGAGAGGAAACGUAAAGCUAAAAUUGUGACAGGUGUAGGAUUGGGAGUGACGUUAAUACCAGUAGUCGGAUGGAUUGCUGGUCCUGCCAUGGCAAUUGGUGGUGCAAUAGAAAUAGAUGAAGCUUCAAAUGCUGCAGAAGUAGCUGAAGAGGAGAUGAGAAGCUUUGAGUCUCAAGUGGAAAAAUACAGACGUAAAGUGUCCGAAAAUAAGCAGAAAAUUUCCCAGACUGAGAGCAACAUCAAGCAGAAAUGUGAUGAGGUGGAGCAGAUCCGUCACAAGACCCAGAAGGUGAAGGAGCAAAGAGAGGCUGUAGCUGACUUCCAGAAGAAAGUGAGAGAGGCUGUCCAUGUCCUGAGUGGUUUGAGUGGAAAGGCCAGAGUGGCUGAAGCUCAGACUCGCAGAUUCAUCUUGCAGAAACCAGUGAUGAAGGUGAUGGAGGAUCUGAUGAAGGCAGCAGGAGAAAUUACAAGGAAUCAGCUCCUUUCUGCUGAAGGCAUACCAAAACUCAUCAAUGAAAUAAAGGAGAACAACAGAAAACUGGCAGCCAUCUGCGCCUCAGCCAGCAAUGCUGUAAAUGAGGGCUACUACUGAUUAUCUUAAAGUAGUUUUAGUCGAAAACAUUUUUGUGUUUGAGUGUUUCUGAGCCCAUGCAGUGAUUUCCACUACAGAAUCAUGACCUUUUUGGCCUUGUCCCUUAAAUGCAGAGAUUUCACCAGCUUCUCUGAAUGUUUUAAUGUUAUUAUGUUAUUAUUUAAUGUUGAGAAACAUUCUUGAAUUGUUGCACUAUUUGAUCACAGAGUCUUUCUUAUAGAGGUGAACCCCUCCUCAUCUUCUACUUCUACUUCU
Messenger RNA from Pygocentrus nattereri (red-bellied piranha), 1430 nucleotides. RefSeq lists its product as uncharacterized. Bases 42 to 1175 code for a protein of 377 amino acids. The record is from RefSeq and is a predicted model, not a curated record. The transcript is spliced from 4 exons. NCBI's taxonomy places the organism in Eukaryota, Metazoa, Chordata, Actinopteri, Characiformes, Serrasalmidae.